Messenger RNA from Carcharodon carcharias (great white shark), 7200 nucleotides. RefSeq names its product URB1 ribosome biogenesis homolog (gene urb1). The coding region runs from base 79 to 6912 and encodes 2277 amino acids. Gene Ontology annotation, biological process: maturation of 5.8S rRNA from tricistronic rRNA transcript (SSU-rRNA, 5.8S rRNA, LSU-rRNA); maturation of LSU-rRNA from tricistronic rRNA transcript (SSU-rRNA, 5.8S rRNA, LSU-rRNA). The record is from RefSeq and is a predicted model, not a curated record. Gene Ontology annotation, cellular component: nucleolus. The transcript is spliced from 39 exons. Lineage: Eukaryota; Metazoa; Chordata; Chondrichthyes; Lamniformes; Lamnidae.
CAUGUGGGGCCCUCUUUAAGUAUCAGAUGAGAAGUUAGAAAGGCGGCUUUUAUCUUCAUCGCAGAUUACUGGACAAACAUGGCGAAGAAACGGACGAGAAGUGAUCCUGACAUGCACGCAACCGAGAGUAAAACGGCCAAGACUGUGGAAAUAGAGUUCACGGGGACUCAGUUUAAAAGCAUGUUACAAACCCCUGAGAGAGUGGAGAAAGGUUUAGCAACCUUCAUUUCCAUAGCCAAGAAAUUGCCUUGCUCUGAAUUGUAUGAUGUUGUGGAUGGAUACAUAAAAAUUUCAGCUGAAUGUGCAGAAAUCUUUAAGCUUCUUGAUGGAGGGGGUCGGCCAGAAAAUGAGAUGGUUCUGAUUUUUCAAGCUUUGGAGGCCAUUUUGCUGAGGACCGCCAGUGACCUUACACAUUUUAGUGCAGUGGGGAUGAACAUAGUGAAGACAUUGCUGCAUAAUCACAUGAAGUUAAUAUAUAUGGCACUCUACUCAGCAAGUCACAGGUAUUCCCGAGUGUGCUUGGGUUUAAUGUCUGCAAUGGUGAGCCAAGGUCCAGAUGCUGCCCGAGACUUCUUGAGCCAAUUUGAUUUCAACAGCAAAAUGCUGCCAUACUUAUUGAAAAAGAGAGAAAAAACGGGGAGGCCUGAUGUCCGCGUGGCAUAUAUCCAGUUCGCAGUUUCAUUUCUAAUUGCUGGUGACCACAAUAUUAUUAGCCAAGUCCUGGAGUUAAAAGAUUUCAUUACAGAUAUUUUCACUUCUGGACUAAAAGAAGAUCGGAUUUCUGUCAUAAAUUUACUUUUGUCAACUUUAAAAGCAAAGGUUGUCCAAAAUAAAGCCAUAAGUAAAACACAGAAGGUUCGUCUUUUCAACGUAGGUGUUUUGAACCAUAUUGCAUCAUUAUAUCACUGGCGUGGAAUUGUUGAUGUCCAUGUAAAUGUUGACAAGAGUGCCCAAUAUUCCUUAGUGGCCGGGAGAGACUUGGUUCGAGAAGUUGUACACAGUUUCUUGAUUGAUCUCUGCUGCUCUUUGAAACAUGGCAUCAAUUUCUAUGAUUCUAGUCUGGGUACAGCUAAAAGGGGAGGAAACCUGGUACUGCUGAGAUUUCUGUUGAGCUUGAAAACAGCUACAACAGAUGCGCUGGUGGCUGACCUGAUGGUGAACAUCCUCAAAGUGUGUCCUGAUUUACUAAACAGAUUCUUCAAGGAGACACAAUAUUCCUUUGCUCCUAGACUUAAGACAGUCUGGCUGGACAAUAUCAAACUACUCCGAAAGAUUUACGAUGCCCAGCCAGAGAUUUCCAAAGCCUUCAGCACAAAAGAGUUCAUCCCAAUCCCCCGUCUCCUCUCUAUGGUGAUGGUCACGACACAACCUCCAGUGGCUACUAAAGCCAUGUUUACUCAGGGAAUCAAUUUUGCUAAUAAAGUAGUUCAACACACUACCUUCUCCUUGCUUGCAUAUUUUAUGAAGAGGGCUCUGAAAAACAUUGAGCAUUGCCUGAAUGAAGAAGCGUGGCAGAACUCUGAGAUUUACACUCCGAGUACAAUGGAGGACUUUGCGCAGCAGUACAGAGAGACCCUCAGCAAGCAUUUGCCAGACAUGAAUAGCAUCGUAGCUACAUGGCAAUCCCUUGUAAAAAAUGAAGAAAAAGAAGAUGGAAAAGGAGAACAGGGAGAUGAGAAAGGCACAAAAAGCAUCACUGCACCAGAGGAAGCAAAUGAAAUAUCAGAUAUUACAGAGCACCAUGGUGGAGAUAAUGCUGAGACCACUGUUCUGAAGGCAACUGUGCUCCAGGUUAUGUGUCUUUACCAGAAAGUGGUCCCUCAUAUGGUUUCACAGUGUACAUUUGAUUUCAGUAAAUUGCUUAAAGGUAUCGUGAGUGAGAAGGGAGUGAGACAGGAAAUUGCUCCUGUUCUACAGCACCAUAUACUGCAGCUUGCCCUGGAGCUGCCUGCCAAUAAGUUUGCAUGGUUCAGAGUUCAGGAUGUAACAAAUACGGAUAAGAAUAGUGGAGAACAGUCAGUGUUUUAUUUGUUGAUUAAAAUGUAUGUGACUAGCAAGAGCGCUCAACUACAAACAUCAACCAAGCGCCUUAUUAUAAAGGUUUUAAGGGAGAGUGGAAUUUUUGAAUACACCUGGAAAGAACUAGAAAUGUGGAUGGAAGGUCUUUGGUCUGUUUCUGAAUCGGAACAAGAGAGUGUCAUUUUAUUUCUUGAAAGAGCUUUGACAAAGUUAAUAUCAAACCCAUAUCCUUACACAGACAAGAUUUCAGACGUAAUACAAGAAGCUAGCAUGCUGCAAGCAAACUUUGGUGGACAGGACUCGGAUACUGUCAGUUUGCCUAUCUCGCAUAUUGAUGAUGUUCUGGAUAUGGUAGACAUUAUUAUGGAGACCAGCGAAGGUCUGAAUGAUGAAGUUGGGUUUGCUCUAAGCAAGGAUAUGAUUGCACAGACCUUCCCUUUCAGUGCUUUGGUCACAGCCGCUCUAGAAACGAAGAACAAAAUUAUUUCAGAAAACAGUAAUGAAACAGAUGAUGUUUUGAGGUACUUUUCUGCUGUUAUGACUGACAUUCUACAUGUGCAACAAGAUCCAUUGGCUUUGUGUCUAGUAUUACAGAUGUAUGACAAGGAAUUGGAUUCAUUGCCUGAAAACCUAGCUGCGCACAAAAAUAAUCUCCAGCUGCACAAAUAUUAUAGUCUCUGGAUCCCACAGCAAGCCAGGGAAACACUGUUUGAACGAUUUGGCUCAGAUACGAUCGAUCCUGCUCCAUUGAAAGAUGCUUCAUUCCGCAAUCUUCUAAUGGGCGCAUAUGGAACUGGAGCCAGCACCCUCCUAAGUGAAGAGGUGAAAGAAGAUUUGAAGCAGGCAGUUACAAAAUUGCAUCUGUGUGACCUAGUUCUGGCCGUGAAACAGGUGAUUUUGUACAUCCGAACCUCCGUGGAGAACUUUAGAAAAUUAGGAAGAGGCACUGGCUUAGCACUGAUUAGACUAUUUAUGGAUCUCUUAAAAUUGCUGUUACUGAGAUGUGAACAGAUUGAUGACAUAAUGGAGAUGAAAUUCACAAAAGAAAGUGAAACCAAUCUCUUCAACAACCUCGAUCCUGCCAUAGAUGGAGAACUAACGAAGGAACAGGUUCUGGAAAGUAUGUUGUCGGCAAUUUUUAAACACCCAACACUAGAACAGUGGUUCUUGGCUUUGGAAUUACAAACUCCACCACUACACAGCCUGAACCCCAUCAGUUUCAAAAUGCUGUCAGCCCAACUUACUUCUAGCACCCUGAGCCUCCUCCAACAGAGUGCACCAUCUUUGGAUAGACUUGGCUGCAUGAAUGUAAUGUUAACUUAUUUUAAAGCUAUAGCAGAAAGUGCAUUGAAGGAACUUGAAAUGAAAAAGAUUGCUAAGGUGAAAUCAACAGUGAGUGAUAAGAAGUCCUUAUCUUUAGAAGGCCUAGAGAUUUUGCAUGGCUAUAUGAAUACAGCUCAACUCAAAGAGGUUGUGGCAUCCAUGUUGGAACUCCCAGAAGAAGUUUUAGUCAUUCAGAGUAAACCUGAGAAUGGAGGUGAUGGAAUGAAACAGUUAAGCUUGUAUGGAAAAACUUUGGUCAAGAUCCUUACAGAAAAUAACCAGGAGACUCCAGACAGAGGCGAGCUAAUGCUAUCAUGUAACCAUUUCAAUGCUUUAGGAGCACUCUUGCAGUCCUCUAACAGUGAAGAGUUGAAGAAUGUUCUUCUUGAAGCCCUAGAGAAAGAACCAAUCUUCGCACAGCUUGUGAGACCAGAUGUGUUUGCUCAUUGCUUGAAUCACAUGACUGAAACUUCCCUUGCCAUUUGCAAGCUCCUCAUUCGGCAUAGUAGGACUCACCUUUUACAAUUGGAACUUUGGUGCUUAGAUGUAGGCAGAAUGAAACAUCUCCGGAAAAAUAUGGAAGUUUAUCUUUCACUUCUUAGCACAUAUCUACAGUACCGAGGAAAGAGUGACCAAUCCCGACCAAAGAAAGUACUUGCAGAUGUCCUGAUGGUAAUCAGACAGGCCACAUGGAAGAAACUUGUUAGCUCCAUUGCAUCAGAUGAUCCACCCGAUAAAGCUGAUUUACAGAUGCAAGUACUUGCCAGAUUAGUGCAGCUAUUAUCAUCACGCGAAGAUGUGUCAUGUAUUAUGGAACAGCUACCUGCCGUGCUGGAGAAAACAGCAAAUUCUUCAAGAUGGACUUUGGCAGAUGCAGUCUCCAAUACACUGGAGGAACACCCUGCGGACCAAAGAUCCUGGAGAAAAUCCCUAUUAAAGGCCUGUCUCCGAUGGAUAAUAGGCAUCUACAGCAGCAACAACGUGCAGGAGGAGAACAUGAAGGAGACUGAAAUGGUGAUGCUGACCAGGUUACAGGAGCUGGUGGUUUCAGUUGGUGAGGUCAACUCAGAUGAUUGGAGCAGUUUUUUAAAGAAAGGACUAAAGUAUCGCUACAGGGAUUGGGCAUUUAUGGAAGCCCUCCAUAAAUUAAUACAAGUGUUGUAUGAGAAUGAAGAUCUGGGUCAAAGUUUGAUCCCACUGCCUAUGAUUCAUGUGAUGGUGACAAAUCACUCCCUGUUUCUGCCAGUCAUGCUGGGGGCCAAAGAGGAUUCGGAUGAAAAUGCAAAAGCAAAAGAUGCUCUAGUUGAUGUGUUACUGGUUUUGGUCAGACAAUGUCCAUCUGUGUGCAACAGCAAUCAUUUUGCUGUUUUACUGGGGGCUUAUGGAGCAACACUCAGUAACACAGAUCAGAAACUGCUGAUGAUCCUACAGUCUUAUGAGAAAAACAACAUAAGUCUUGCUGAGUUUGGGCUGCUAUUAUGGGGUCCAGCUGCUGUUGAACACCACAAGAUUCGCAAGAGCCUGGGAAAGUCCUUGUGGCAACAACCAAGUAUGGAGGAAAUCCUAACGCUUCUGGACAGGGAGAAAAUGUUCCAGACAAUUAUUAACUUCCCUCAGCAUCGCUGUAUCUUGCCAGAGGAUGGAAAAACAUUAGUAUACAAAGAGUACAGUAUUAAAGAGCCCCACAAUAUCUAUGACCCUUGUUUCUUACUGCCUCUCUUUAGUGGAUUAAUUGCACCAGAAGCUGUGGUAGACUGCUGCAAGUUUGUGGAUGUUAAUGCUUUGGGAUUAACUAUAGCAGCUCUUAGCAGUUAUGAUCCUAAAGUGAGAGCUGCUGCCUAUCACAUCCUGGGUAAUUACUACAUGCAUCUAGAGGCUGCUCAUUUUAGGGAAAAGCGGCAGCUACUGUAUCUAUUGGAUGUGGUGAAAAAUGGGAUCCGACAACCGAAUGCCAGGUUCACUUUUUGCUUGGCACUUUACGUUGCUAAAGUUGCUCAACAGAUGCUUAGACCAGAGGAACACAUGUACAUGAAGCUUAAUAGUUUCCUACUGGCGCAUCAGUAUUUGGAUUUAAAGAAAGUGCCUGGGUUUUUCAAGUUUUUCUACAGUUUUGACAUGGAGCACAAGACCGAACGUGAAUGGCUCUUUGAACUCCUUAUCAAUAGCUUAAAGGACAAGCACUGCUAUGAGCUUUGCAAACAUCAGAAAAUUAUCCAUGUUCUCCUAGCCUUUUUCAACAGCCCAUUGUGUGAUGAGACGGCAGAGAAACAGAUUAUCCAGAUUCUGCUACGUGCUGCGCACAUCACAAAAGCAGCAUAUCAGCUAAUCAGCGACCAUAACCUACUGACAUGGAUAUUGCAUACCUUACAAAGAAGGUUUUUAGAGAACAGAUUGAUAUCUGAGUUAAUCUCACUGCUGCACACUUUGUGGUUCACUAACCUAGGAAAUAAAGAAAAGACUAAGAGGUUUCUGCCUCUUCUGCUCAUAAAUGAAUUUCUCUACAUUCUGACUGUUCUGAUACAGCUCAUUUGGAUAAAGAUUGACACCAGCACAUUUACAGAAUUUUUACAGAUAUUGAGUUCUGUUUUGCAUCAUCGCUCUGGUGCUUUUGAUGACUACAAGGAAAUGGGAUGGAUUACCAUAAAUGAAAGAGUUCUGUCUCACACAGAGGCCUUGUUACUGUUACAUAAGUGGAGUAUUGUGGGAAGGGAGUCCCAUUUACAGGAGGCCUUGCAAACUCUGGCCCAUAAAUACAAUGUUAAGGAAUUGCUAAAAAUUAUCAAAGAGAGGAACAAACCUAAAGUACUUGGCUGUGGAGUAUCUCGGUACAGCAGAAGGAAGAAAGGUGAUGUGCAAGAGGAUACGGAGAAUGAAGCAGAAGAGUCCUGUCUAGAGAGCUGUAAAACCUCAUUGAGGUCCAUAUUCACUAAUUGGGAUGCAGUCUUCCCAGAUGAAACUUUUGACUCCCAGGAAAGGCAGGCGGAAGUAGACAGUGCCAUUAAAGCAACCACAUGUGUGAUGGUUAAAUGGGUUAUCGAGUCGGGAAUUGAAAGUCCAAUGACUGAAUCUCAGAGUUUUGCUGUAUUAAGAUGGCUUCAGAGAAAUAUUCUGUCUUGCGGUGCUGUGGCUCAAGAACUUCUGAAAGACAGUGCUUUAUGGCAUCAUCUUCUACGAUUUUAUAGUAGAGUCACCAAUGAAAUAGAUGGAGAUGGUUUGAGAGGGGACCUUUCAUGCUUCUUCACCAGUAUUAUGCUUCAGCUGCUGGAGAUUCGAGGCCUGGUAGACAAUGACAUAUACAAGAGUGUUAUCAAACCAGUCUGUCUCCCUGCACUAAAAGACCAGGAUCAUGAAAGGAAAGCUGCAACAUUGUCUCUGCUCUCUGAUUACUUGUGGGACUUGUGGCUUGGAAUGCGGGAACCUCAGCUCUUUCUGGCUCAUGUAAUGUUGAUCUCCAAGGCCUCUGAAGAAGCAUCAUGGUUUGAAAAGAGCCCUAAAGCUAAACAAAAGAAGUCAACGGAUGCCAUUGUGUCUCUCUGUAAAGACAUCCAUUCCCUUAUAGAAGGACAGUAGUUGAAAAGCUGCAUCUUUAGUUACACUCACUAGCAAAGACAGAUUUUAUUUUGCUAUAUUUUUACAGGAGAUCAGAGAAUUGAUACUUGCAUUGUUGAUUGUAUUGUGUGUAUGUGUGCUUUUGGCACCAUCAAGAGGUGCAGUAUUUUGGAUAUUAAGCCCGUCAGUGUUGAAAAUCUAUAAGAUUGUAAUAAAUCAUUACUGCUCUAAGUACAAAUUAGAAUGUAAAUGAAUAAUAGCUUUACUUUUCAAGUACAAUGGUUUCUCUGGAAUAAAUGGUAACCUGCA